This is a messenger RNA of Fusarium tjaetaba, 885 nucleotides long. RefSeq lists its product as uncharacterized. The record is from RefSeq and is a predicted model, not a curated record. Lineage: Eukaryota; Fungi; Ascomycota; Sordariomycetes; Hypocreales; Nectriaceae. The coding region runs from base 1 to 885 and encodes 294 amino acids. The transcript has 3 exons.
AUGAGUGCGCAGAAGACCUCGGCCAUCGCUGACCAGGAGCCCGUUGACGUUCUCUUCGCCAUUCACGAAAAGUUCGAUCUCCUGGACUUUGCCGGCGCGCUCGAGGUCUUUACUACUGCUUCACACGAUUUCAAGGAUCCUGACAACAACAAGGCCUUCGAGGUCACCAUCGUCGGUCCUGAGCCCAAGGUCAUCUCCGACCAGGGCGUCGUCGUUGGCUCCCAGAUUUCCUACAAGGAGGCUCACGAGCGUCUUGAAGACUUUGACAUCCUCGUCGUCGUUGGCGGUAAUUCCAAGGAGGUUGUCACCAAAGAGCUCCAGCCCCUCUCUCUCAUCACCGACUUCUCAGAGCUUCAGAAGCGUGACCCCGCCCGCGAGCGUACCAUCCUCUCUAUCUGCACAGGUGCCCUCUUCCUUGGUAAGCAGGGUAUCCUCUCUGGCCUCUCUGCCACUACCCACCCCGACUAUCUCACUACCUUUGAGAACAUCUGCAGCGAUGCUGCUACUGUGAACCUUCAAGAACGUACCGAUGUGGUCGAGGACGCUCGCUAUGUCGUCAACAACCUUCGAUUCGACCUCGGCGAAGACGAGAGCCCAUACAUCCGCCGCAAGUCCGAUGCUGGUCAGGGACGUCGCCCUUCGGCAGCCCGAAAGGGAAGCAUGUCGUUCAAGGAUUCCAACACCCGCCGUGAAUCCAUUGUGCGCCGCGCAGCUAUGCGACUUGGUGGUCUCCGGGUGGUCACAUCCGGAGGUGUCAGCUCUGGCAUUGAUGCAGCACUGUAUCUUGUCAGCGCUAUGAUUGAUGACUUUACUGCGUUGGAGGUGGCUAGGAGACUUCAGUGGACCUGGAACAAGGGCGUUGUCGUCGACGGUCUCGACGUCUAA